GUCCAGCGCAGACCCCAGCCAACGACAAAAGAAAAAACGCCUGACACACGCCCGCAGCUGAGCACAGCAGCGGCCGAACUGGGCUGUAGGUUUUACGGUGCCACACACUUGAGUCCUGAGUCUCUGGCAUGGCGUUUGUGACGCCCUCAGCGUGGUUUGAAAUGGCCGCGCCACAUCGUGGGGUGCUGCAGCAACCGAUCUCUCCGGCAACCUCAACAGCAACAACGUGCCGCAGAAGCCGCAGACCCUCCAUCAUAGCUUCUGCUUCUGCUAGCGCGACUUGCCCCGCGCCCCCAGCAGAGCUGCGCAAAGAAAGGCCGUCUGGCACGCGCCGUGUUGCUGGCACUAGGGCUCCUCCUCCUCCGCCCGUGGCGGCGGGCGACCUCGCAAAAACACAGCAGCCGCCGCCGGCAAGGCCACCACCGGGGACGAAGCAACCACGUCCCCCAACCGCAGGGACGGGGCAGCGAGCGCACCCGACGCGAACGCCACGACCACGAGCACGCCGUGUAGCGGGAAUCCGAAAGGCGUCCGUUACCAAUGGUCCGAAGGUCGGCGGCUGGAGGUGCCCGGCCUGCGGCGCCCAGCUCUACAAGCAGCAGGAGGAAUGCAGCCUCUGCCAGACUCCGAGGCCGGUCGCAGGGGCCGCCGGUGACGACGGCGGUUAUGUCAGACGGCCGGCGGGGAAGAGGCACGCCCGCGCCGACGUGCGCUCGCGGGAGUUCACCAACAAGAUCCGGGGCAUGCCCGCGGGCGACUGGCGUGGGGUGGUGCGAGAGCUCGAGGAGGAGGAGCGGAUGGAGGAGGCGGACGCGCAACUGCAGCAGCAAGGGGGAGGAGGAGGAGGAGGAGGCGACGACGAGGCCGAUAUGUCUCUGGGGGCGCCUUCGGUCCAUGGCUACCACGCGGUGAUGCAGCGUCUGGAAGAGUGCGGCCGCUGGCGCGAAGCCGCCGCCGUCCUCCGGCGCAUGCACCGCAAGCUCGGUCCCAGGGCCGGGGACGUGCCGACCCUCUCCGCGGCCUGCCUGCACAAGGCCAUGAGCGCUUGCUUCGCCGCCGAGCAGUGGGAGACGUGCUCCGACUUGCUUGAGGAGGCGAAGGGGUGGGCCACCGAAGCCUCCUACCGAUGUUUCAAGCUGGCGAUCGAAGCGUGCGUGCGGGGCGGUCGGUGGGAGCAGGGACUGUUCGUCCUGAUGGAGAGGACGUCCGAGAAGACGGACAGAAAGUGGGAAGCACUCCCAUUCAACCGGGUCAUGCAGGCCUGUGUCGACGCGGGCCGAUGGCAAGAAGCGGUGGCGUUGCUGGACCACAUGAAGGACGAAGUGGGCGCGAAGCCCGACCUCGUGACCUACGGCAUCGCGAUCAACGCGUACGGCAACGCCGGGGAGUGGCGAAAAGCCAUGGGUGUGCUGGAGGAGAGCCUGCCGGAGAUGAGAGCGGGCGGAGGGGCGUCGCGCCAGAACGCCUGCCUGUGCUUCGCCUACGCGAUCAGGGCUUGCAAGCACGCCGGGGAGUUCGACGAAGCUCUCGGCGUUCUCGACAGGGACGUGCCGGCGACCGGCGUCGCGCCCAACGCGCUCAUCUUGCACGAGGCCCUCACCGCGUGCGGGGUCGGCGGCCGGUGGCAGCAAGCGCUCGAGCUGCUGCCGCGCGCGCUAGCGGUUGCCGGCGGCAAGCCUUCUUCCUGCCUCAGGAGCUACACCGCGGUCAUCAAGGCCUGCGGCAGGGCCGGCCGGUGGGAGGACGCCCUGUCGCUCUUCCGAAGGGGACAGCGGGACGGGCUACAGCCCGACGAGGUCUGCUACGCGGAGGUCAUGUCCGCGUGCGCCGGCGGCGGCCGCGCGGACGAAACACUGGGCCUGCUGAGCGAAAUGUCGGCCGCGGCGGGGCUGAGGCCGACGGUCCCCUGCUACAACGCGGCGAUCGUUGCCUGCGGCGCCGGCGGGGACUGGCGGCGCUCCGUCGAGCUGCUGGAGGAGAUGCCGACGGUCGGGCUUGCUCCCGGGGUGUCCACCUGCAACAUGGCGAUCAACGCUCUCCGACGGGGGGGGCAGUGCCAGAGGGUCCUGGACCUGCUGGAGCGGAUGUCAACGGCGCCGGGCCUCCCGGCGCCUGACGCCACCAGCUACAACACCGCCAUCACCGCCUGCAAGAGCGCCGGCCGGUUCGAGGAGGCCGUGGGGCUCUUCCGGACGAUGGAGCGAAUCGGCAUCGCCCCUGACGUGGUCGGGUACACGGCUACCAUCCAGGCCCUCGGGCGCUGCGGGCGCUGGGAGGAGGCCCUGGCGCUUCUGGGGGAGGUGCGCUCGCGGACGACCGCCGCAAAGCCGAACGUACGGACGUACGUCGCGGCCGUCCAUGCCGCCGGGCACGCUGGCCAGUGGGAGCGCGCCGUCUCGGUGUUCAGGCUGAUGCUUGCGGACGGUCUCGUUCCGACGGACCGGGCGUGGAGCGCGGUGAUCUCGGCCUGCGAGGCCGCGGCGGGGGUCCUCGGGCGGGGGGACGAUGAGCGAGUGCGAGCGGUGAUGGCGUUGCUGGUGAGAGCAAGAGAAGAAGCGGGUGUGGAACGACCUGACGACGGGGGGGGGCACACACCGGGCUCCGAGCAGAAGGAAUAAGGAGAGAAAGAUUUAAGGGACCGGCAUAGGGAAGUAAAGGUUCCGGUGUGCGGACACAGUGAGCAAUCGCG
Messenger RNA from Ectocarpus sp. CCAP 1310/34, 2689 nucleotides. Lineage: Eukaryota; Phaeophyceae; Ectocarpales; Ectocarpaceae. The record is from the annotation of a GenBank genome assembly.